Messenger RNA from Uranotaenia lowii, 2768 nucleotides. Its product is annotated as leukotriene A-4 hydrolase-like. Gene Ontology annotation, molecular function: structural constituent of ribosome; aminopeptidase activity; epoxide hydrolase activity. Bases 140 to 2695 code for a protein of 851 amino acids. Gene Ontology annotation, cellular component: cytosol; ribosome. Gene Ontology annotation, biological process: proteolysis; translation; peptide catabolic process. The transcript has 12 exons. The record is from RefSeq and is a predicted model, not a curated record. Lineage: Eukaryota; Metazoa; Arthropoda; Insecta; Diptera; Culicidae.
UCAUCGUGAAUCGACCCAUUAAAACGAAGAAGAAGUAAAUCGACCCCAUGGAAAUGUGUUUUUAAGUCUCGUUUUUGAAUUAAAUUGUCCUAAGAUGCUCAUUUAGUUGAUUAUAACAUUACCAGAGCGUAAAACAACCAUGUCUGUUACGAAACGAGUCCAGCAAUGGGCAACUUUCGCCAGAACCUGGCACAUCUACGAUUGUACUUGGCAAAAUCCGUUUGAAUCAGCUAGUCUGAUAAGGAAGCAUUUGAUGGGCCUGCACAAACCUAUAUAUCACCCAAUGAACGAUUGCGGAGAUCAUGUAGUGGUCAUUAAUACUGCUGAUAUCGCCUUGCCUGGAGAUGAAUGGAAAAAACGGGCCUAUUUCCAUCACACGGGAUAUGCUGGAGGUGCCAGCUGGACUUUGGCUUGGCAGCUCCACGAAAAAGAUCCAACCAUGAUUAUGAAAAAAGCUGUUUACCGUUCCAUGCAUGGCAACCUUCAACGUCGUCACACCAUGCAAAGACUCCAUUUAUUUGAGGAUAAUAAUGUGCCACAAGAAAUUUUGGAAAACAUUACCAAUCAAAUAAGGCAACCUAGACAGGUUCCUGAACGAUUGGAUCAUAUGGAUCCUAAAUUAGUGAAGAGCUACCCAAAAAUAAUGGAUUUCCCUAAAGAUUAUUGUCGGCGAAUGCUGUUCUCGAGUUCCCCAACCGUGGGAACGUCCCUGGAAGGUGUAACCAGUAAAGAUUUCGCCAAUUGGCCAACGUUGGGGAACACUGGGAUGAAGGAUUCUAACAUCUGCCGGGCCGUUGAAUGCAGUCUUUCAGAUCCAUUCACUAGCAGUUCAAUCAUCAGCCUCAAGAUGCGCUUAAGUCCGACCGACCCCAGCUCUUACUCGAAUGCCCAUGAGCUGGUCAUCCAUCACGUAGACCUUCAUUGGUCAGUGAAUUUCGAAAAAUCAACUAUUUCUGGAAUUUCAACCUUGCAUUUCAAAACCUUGAAGGACGAUGUUGAAGAAAUUUUUUUGGACGCAAGCGAAUUAAGUAUUGCUUCUGUUUCCCUCAAGGCUCCUGCUGGCGAUAUACCCCUUAAUUGGGAUGUUGGCAAGCAUUUGGAAAACUUGGGAUCCAAAAUAACUAUCUAUCUGCCCACAAAAACAACGGGGGUAUUCAACGUGGCUAUCGAGUAUGAAACCAACCCGGAAGCAAGUGCCCUACAAUGGCUAACAGCGGAACAAACUUGUGGUAAAAAACAUCCGUUUUUGUUUAGUCAGUGCCAAGCUAUCCAUGCGCGAUCCAUUCUACCAUGCCAGGAUACACCGGCUGUUAAAUUUACCUACAAUGCUACAUUACACCAUCCGGAGUCUGUAGUGGGCCUAAUGAGUGCUAUCAGAAACAAAUCAGAGCCUGGUGUAUCAUAUUUUGAGCAAAAAAUUCCCAUUCCUAGUUACUUGCUGGCGAUUGUGGUAGGAUCUCUAGUUGAAAAGCCUAUAGGUCCCAUUUCCAGCGUAUGGGCAGAAAAAGAGCAAGUUAAUGAAGCUGCCGAGGAAUUUUCUCAAACGGCUGACUUCAUUGCCAAGGCGGAAGAAAUCUGCGGACCAUACGUGUGGGGUCGCUAUGAUCUACUCGUAAUGCCACCAAGUUUUCCCUUCGGAGGAAUGGAAAAUCCUUGUCUUACUUUCGUUACUCCGACCUUACUAGCGGGAGACAAAUCGUUGGCCACUGUCGUGGCGCACGAGAUUUCCCACAGUUGGACCGGCAAUUUGGUAACGAACAAAAACUUUGAGCAUUUCUGGCUCAAUGAAGGCUUUACAGUUUUCGUAGAGGGGAAAAUCGUGGGUCGACUGUCGGGAAAUGCAGCUCGCGAUUUUCAUGCUCUGCAUGGCAUGAGUGAGCUAACUGAUUGUAUAAAAACACAACUAGCAUCUACACCAGAACUCACGAAACUAGUUGUUGAUUUGAGUGAAUGCUGUCCGGAUGAUGCUUUCUCCACUGUGCCUUACAUCAAGGGAUCAACAUUCCUACGCUAUUUGGAAGAUUUGUUAGGGGGUCCCGAAAAGUUUGAACCCUUUUUCCAAUCAUAUUUGAACCAAUUUAAGUUCAAAUCUAUUUUGACCAACGAUUUUAAGAAGGCUUUAUACGAAUGGUUUCGUCAGGAUCCAACGAAUGAGGUACUUUUAGAACGUAUCGAUUGGGACAAGUGGCUAUUCGGCGAGGGACUUCCACCAGUUAUUCCUGAAUACGACCGUUCGUUGUUGGAUGCUUGCAAAAGACAUGCCACUCUGUGGGCAGAGAAUGAUCUUGAUACCAUAAAAUCGUCAACUAUACUAUCAGAACCGCUUAGCAGUAUUCAAAUAAUUGAAUUUUUGGCACAAAUUCUGGAGAGAAAGGUCAUCAAAGAUUUAAACAGAGACAAGGUGUCACUGCUGGAUCAGACAUAUAAAAUUCAUGACACCAAGAAUGCAGAAAUACGUUUUCGUUUUGUACGACUCUGCAUUCGUGCAAGGCUCAUGGACAAGAUGGAUGAAAUUUUAGCUUUCGCCAAUAGCAAUUUCCGUAUGAAAUUCGUUCGACCCGUUUACAAAGAACUUGGUUCCUGGCCAGAAGCAAAGCAGAUAGCCAUUGACAACUACAACAAAGUCAAGAACCAAAUGAUGUCCGUUUGUGCCUACACCGUUUCCAAGGAUUUGGGAAUUGAGGCAUGCAAAUGAGCUUUGUAUUCAUUGUCAAACUUUGCAUUUCGUUAUUCAUCAAUAAAAACUAUACAAGAAUUGAUUUUCUAUA